AUUACCUUCCAUUUAGACCCAAUACUCCACUGCCGAGCGAAGCUACCUACAUCUCCCCCUCUCUGCUGCAGAAACACUUGAGAAGGGGGUGCGGCUCAGAUACGAAAUCUACAGCCUCUCUUUUACAGUCUUGCCGACGAAUAGAAUUUUGUUGAAUAUUUGAAAGAGAAGCUCAUAGUAUGAGGUAUCUGCUACAAUCAUGGCUCCUCCAUUUGUAAUAGCUGCUCCGACAACGACAAUUGAGUGGUCUAGCUGCUAAUGAUGCUUCCCCAGUUCCCCCGUCAUGGAAGAGAAAUCAGAGCUAUCGAUCAUGUGCCUAGCAAUUCGGUAAUUUCAAUGAUUACAAUUUACAACGGUAAGGUCAUUGACGAACAAUUUUCUGAAAUCAAAUCAUCUCUUCCCUUUCGUUCAUAUAUUUCCUAUGCUUUUAGUAAUUAUCGAUCAUCUAUUUAUUUUAAGUCACCUAAGUUUCAUGGGCAACCUCUAAAUUUUAUUAGUACUUCUCUGAUGCUUAUAUGUUUUUCUUCUCCAUAUGGUAAUCAUAGGGAAUGUAAAGCUAUCUCCUGUUCAAGUAAUUAAAUGUCUCUGAAAUUGACACCAUAUGGAUUCUCUUCUAGGGUUGAUAUAAUUAGCAAUUUCUUUGAUAUAAUUAACAAUUGUUUCUCCUGGUGCAUAAUUAUUUACUAUGAUUUAUCAUGGUUUUUAUUUCUGCUGUUCAGCCUAGGUGGGCGAAUUGUACCAAGAUUUCAGAAGUUAACCCCAUAUAAACUUGGCAGGGUAGUGUUAUUCUCUGUUUUAUUGUGCCGUGCUUGUUUAUGGUUCAUAUUGUGGAAUAAUGGGAAAGGUUACCCUCAAUGGGAGCCCUGGCAGAUAUAUUUAUACAGUGAAAGUUACCAAAAAAUACAAAUUAUACCUAAUUUAAUAUUAGGCUAUUACACCCCCUCAAACUGUGCGGGAGAUACAACGCGCAUGUUGUCUUUUAAAAAAUGAAAUUGCUGACUAGAAAGACUUUUGGUAAAUAUAUCCGCCAGCUGAAGACUAGUAGGCACAUAUUUAACCACAAGAUCACUAUGAGCCACACGUUCACGAACAAAGUGAUAGUCAAUCUGGAUAUGCUUACUGCGAGCAUGCUGAACAUGAUUUGUUGUCAAAUUGGAAGCAGAGAUGUUGUCGCAGAACAGAUGUACCGGUGUCGUGACAGGAAAACCAAGCUCGAACAGGAUUGACCGGGUAUGUAGUGUGUCUUGGACUGUGUAGGCAAUGGCACAGUACUCUGCUUCUGUAGAGGAUUUGGAAACAGUAGGGAUGUUUUUACUUGGACUGUAAUUUGUUGAUCUGGUCUGAUCUGGUCUGGUCUGAAUUGGUCUGGUCUGGUCUGGUUUCUUUGUAUUUUUAUAACUAUCCAAGUCUAGUCUGGUCUGAACUGGUUUGGUCUGAUAUGGUCUGGUCUGAUCUGGUCUGGUCUGGGACGAAUUACAAUCCAAGUAAAAACAUCCUAGGUUGCUUUUUGGACUUCCAAGACACAAGAUUGGCCCCACGGAAAAAGGCAUAACCGGUGGUGGAACGAGAAGUAUCUGGGUAGCCUGCCCAAUCCGCAUCAGAGUAUGUCAGGAUACAAGUAGCCUUAGGUGUAGGCUGAAGCCACACACCAUGAUCAGUAGUACCAUGCAAAUAUCAAAAAAUCCUCUUGACAGCAAAAAGGUGAGUGGUGCGAGGGGCAUGCAUAAACUGAGAGACUAAAUGCACGGCAUAAGUAAUGUCAGGUCUUGUCAAAGUUAAAUACUGUAAUGCACCUACCAUAUUAAUAUUAUAAUUUUAAGUGAUAUAAUAGAAAUUGUAAAAAAUGUAGAAAAAGUGUAUCACAAUGCUAAUAAUAAUCCCAAC
This is a messenger RNA of Cuscuta europaea, 1884 nucleotides long. Lineage: Eukaryota; Viridiplantae; Streptophyta; Magnoliopsida; Solanales; Convolvulaceae. The record is from the annotation of a GenBank genome assembly.